This is a messenger RNA of Syzygium oleosum, 1805 nucleotides long. Its product is annotated as CRIB domain-containing protein RIC9-like. NCBI's taxonomy places the organism in Eukaryota, Viridiplantae, Streptophyta, Magnoliopsida, Myrtales, Myrtaceae. The record is from RefSeq and is a predicted model, not a curated record. Bases 987 to 1724 code for a protein of 245 amino acids. The transcript is spliced from 4 exons.
UCCCCGGAUAUGAAUGUACCGGAAUUCACGCUAAUCUAAUGUUUCGCCUUCCAGCAAUGACGUGCCCGAUGAUAUUCUCAUAACAAUCCAGAGCCUCGGUUGAACAAUUAUUAGGUGCUUUUGGAGCAUCACAUUGCUUUCAUCUUAGAUAUUAAGUGCAGUAUAUUCCCCAUUCUUUCGACACAAAGAAGGAACUAAGAGUUUCGCAUUCAGCGAUCGAUGGACCGUGAGACGGUGCUGUUCCGAGCCCUUUAGCUAUCCUUUCGCCUCAUCGUAAGUCACACGGGGCACGCACCGGCAACACAAGCUUUCUUAGAUGGAUAACCACCUGUCCAACCGUUGUUCCCGCGCUUUUCUCAGAGACCCGUUCAACCACCCCUUCCCUAAAUAUAGAGAACUUUUGGCAUCUCUGGUUUCUGUUUAACCUUGAUUUACCCCAUUAAUCGGGGUCAAAAUUACUGGUUUUGAUUGACUGGCACAGCAAAAGAUUGGAACAAACAAGCGCGUCCCAACCAAGAUUGUGUCUGCAACAUGUCAUUCCAUCUUUGUUUUUGACGAACGCAAAGAGUCAUAAGCACUCGUCUUGUCGCGGAUCGACCAAUUCGAGCAUUAGGAACGCAUCUUUGGAGUGCGACCGCCUCUUCCGCCGCCAGCCCUUCAACAUUUUUGAUCUCGCAAAACCAAGCCUGAUUAGUGAUCCUUAGAUUAGCGGAAGAGAAUGGUGUUUUGCCGGUCGCGCCGAGCAAUGUCAAGAUGGCCGUUCUUCUAUUCCUGACAAACUGUCCGACAGAGCUGAGAUCACCUUGGCGUUUCUCAACAUAAUCAUACAUGUGAGUUUGGUGUGACAAAACUUUCUGAUUUUCUGAUGUUAUCCAACCUUUGUUUCUUUUGUCUGGAAUGGUUAACCAGCCUUCUUAACACUUCCUCCUCUAUUCAUAGCUGAAGCUCUGGAGCCAUCCUAGAACGACCAUCGCUUCUCAGAGGGAAUGCCGACGAAAGUGAAGGGCCUCCUCAAGGGCCUGAGAUGUAUUUCGCAAAUAUUCGACAACAAAAAGGAGCAAGAAUUGCAGAUCGGGUUUCCGACUGAUGUAAAGCACGUCGCUCACAUUGGAUGGGAAGGCCCCUCCGCCAACGCCCCGAGUUGGAUGAACGAGUUUGAUUCGACUCCGCAACUCACGUUGCAGCCGGUUGAUCCUCUGGGUGAGACCACAGACCCUUCCAUCCAAUCAGUAUCGGAAAAUAUGAAGCAAACUGGGGCAGGAAGCCCGGACUCACUCUUGCGAAACAUUAAGGACGCACAGGACUCACCGAGAAGCCUACUAUCUACGAACUUUGGCUCACCUCAGAGCUCGACUUCCAAGCGUGGCUCUGAUGCGACAAAGCAUCUGAGGCGGCCCCGCAAAUCCGCCACGUCUGCUGAUGCCCCAACUCAAGAAUCAUCGCGCUCCACCCGACAUUCUAGAAGAAACCAGAAUUUGGGUCUUGGGGUAGAGUCAUCCUCACAUGAUGCCGCCUUGGUGUCGAAGCAAUCACGGAGGAGGAAAUCAAAGGGUUUAUCUGGUGGUGGGUCGACGAGAACAUUGAGAUCAAAAGGGCAAAGUCCUUCGAAUAAUGCAUCCUCAUUGACAGAGCAUGGAUCAGGGUCUGAACAUGGACAAGGACUAAAGAAGAUUCAGAGUCAUCUCAGCACAGUUACCGAAGUGUCUGAAGAAGGGAAAGGGUGAAAAGUGAUUAGUGAUUAGUGUACAUGCAAAUUGUAAAGAUUUGAACAAAAUCUUCCGAAACCAGGUUGUCUCUCUUGUUGA